Molecule: messenger RNA, 1737 nt
Organism: Mandrillus leucophaeus (drill)
Lineage: Eukaryota; Metazoa; Chordata; Mammalia; Primates; Cercopithecidae
Product: zinc finger protein 257-like
Biological process (GO): regulation of DNA-templated transcription
Source: RefSeq, a predicted model, not a curated record
CGCUGCAGACGGAGCUGCAGGUCUUGUCUUCCCUAAUCUAUGUCCUCUGCUCCUAGAGGCCCAGCCUCUGUGGCCCUGUGACCUGCAGGUAUUGGGAGAUCCCCAGCUAAGACGCCAGGUCCCCCUGGAAGCCUAGAAAUGGGACCACUGACAUUUAGGGAUGUGACUGUAGAAUUCUCUCUGGAGGAGUGGCAAUGCCUGGACACUGCACAGCAGAAUUUAUAUAGGGAUGUGAUGUUAGAGAACUACAGAAACCUGGUCUUCCUGGGUAUUGCUGUCUCUAAGCCUGACCUAGUCACCUGUCUGGAGCAAGGAAAAGAGCCCUGGAAUAUGAAGAGACAUGAGAUGGUAGCCAAAACCCCAGUUAUGUGUUCUCAUAUUGCUGAAGACCUUUGGCCAGAGCGAGACAUUAAAGAUUUUUUCCAAAAAGUCAUACUGAGGAGAUAUGAUAAAUGUGGACGUGAUAAUUUACAAUUAAGAUUAGGCUGUAAAAGUGUGGAUGAGUGUAAGGUGUGCAAAGGAGAUUGUAAUAGACUUAACCAAUGUCUGACAACAACCCAGAGGAAAAUAUAUCAAUGUGAUGAAUAUGAGAAAGUCUUUUAUAAAUUUUCAAAUGUAGAUAGACAUAAGAUAAGACAUACUGAAAAGAAAAUUUGCAAAUGUAGAGAAUGUGGUAAAUCAUUUUGCAUGCUUUCACAACUAACUCAACAUAAGAGAAUUCAUACUAGAGAGAAUUCCCACAAAUGUGAAGAAUGUGGCAAAGCCUUUAACAAGUCCUCAGCCCUUACUAAACAUAAGAUAAUUCAUACUGGAGAGAAGCCCUACAAAUGUGAAGAGUGUGGCAAUGCUUUUAACCGGUCCUCAGCCCUUUCUCGACAUAAGAGGAUUCAUACUGGAGAGAAACCCCACAAAUGUGAAGAGUGUGGCAAAGCCUUUAACAGGUUUUCACACCUUACUCGACAUAAGAUAAUUCAUACUAGAGAAAAACCCUACAAAUGUGAAGAAUGUGGCAAAGCCUUUAACUGGUCUUCACACCUUACUGAACAUAAGAGAAUUCAUACUAGAGAGAAGCCCUACAAAUGUGAUGAAUGUUGCAAAGCCUUUAACUGGUCUUCAGCUCUUACUACCCUUACUCAACAUAAGAUAAUUCAUACUAGAGAGAAACCCUACAAAUGUGAAGAGUGUGGCCAAGCCUUUAACCGGUCCUCAGCCCUUACUGGACAUAAGAUGAGUCAUACUGGAGAGAAACCCUACAAACAUGAAGAGUGUGGAAAAGCUUUUAACCGGUCUUCACACCUUACUCAACAUAAGAUGAUUCAUAAUAGAGAGAAACCCUACACAUGUGAACAGUGUGGCAAAACUUUUAACCAGUCUUCAUACCUUAUUCCACAUAAGAUAAUUCAUAUUAGAGAGAAACCCUACAAGUGUGAUGAGUGUGGCAAAACCUUUAACCGGUCUUCACACCUUACUCAACAUAAGAUAAUUCAUACUGGAGAGAAACCCUACAAAUGUGAAGAAUGUGGUAAACCUUUUAAUCGUUUAUCAAACCUUACCGUACAUAAGAGAAUUCAUGCUCAAGAACCCCAACGAAAAAUCCUAAAGUGUGAAGAAUGUCACAAAGCCCUUAACAAGUCCUCAAUUAUUAACAGAUAUAAGAUGUUUCAUACUGGAGCAAAACUCUACAAUCCUGAAUGUCACAGUGCUUUUAAUAACACCUCAAACUUUUCUAAACAUUAA